AGUCGUGUUUUUAUUAGUUAAAGAGCUUUUAUUGUUUACAUAAAUCAGCAUACAAGGAAAUACGGUAUCAGUUCAGGCAAGUACAUUCGCAGCCAAUGAAAAGAUGCACAUUACCUCCAUCUUAGACGCGCCAUUUAAUGAGCCAGUUUUGUGGCAGCAACUGCAAGCAUGAACGAAACACAAUCCAGAUAAAGUGAGCCGUGUGGAUCGUAAAGAAUGCAAGUGACCGAAGAUCUGUGUUCCUACUCCACGCGUUUUUUUUCUUUCUACUAUAUUCUACUAAUAAAUAAUAUAGCGCCACCACACUCGCCUGACCAAACGGCGAGUAUAACGGAAGAAACAUCGUGAGACGCACGGUGCAUGGGUCGCCGCGCCGCCGGCGCUGUCCCGGCGCCGCGCCGUGACCGUCCAGCCAUUGACGAUGUUGGUAGCGGAGCAGCUGGCUCGCUCCUGUCGAUAGAUCAGGUUCACACCGAACCCUCGAUGGUUUUAAAAUCUCUCGCCGGAUCCACGCCAACUGAACCUCGCAACCGCCAGCGUUUUUAUACCCGCCGUCGCCUUCCCUCCUCCUCGGCCAAAAGACAUCAGCCACACUUCGCAGGAGCCGCCGCCGCCAUGGGCAACCUGGUGUCGGCGAGCGCGGGCGGCGGCAAGAUCGUGCUGCCGGACGGGAGCGUCAGGGCGCUGUGCGAGCCCGUGUCCGUGGCCGAGCUCAUGGUGGAGCACCCGCGCCACUUCGUCGUGGACGCGCGCCUCGCGGUGGCCAGCGUCGACAAGGUCGCCGCGCUGCCGGCCGACCACCUGCUGGACGGUGCCGGGGUGUACGUCGUGCUCCCGGCCACCCAGGGCAGGGUCUCCGCCGACGAGGCCCGGCGAGCGCUCACGGCAUCGCGGCUGCUUGCGCGGUGCCGGUCGAUGCCGGUCAGCGCACAGGAGCAGCGGGACGAGGCUGCGCCGUUGCUUGGCGGGCCCGGCGACCACCAGCCGGAGUUCCUGAGCCAGGAACUGACGCGCGGCGGGCCUUGGAAGCCCAGCUUGAGGACGAUCGAAGAGCGCGUGCUGCCGAGGAAGGUGCCUCACUGGCUCUUCUGACGCCGAUCGACUCGUGCAACUGCAAACGGAUGUGAUCUUGUUUAAAAAUAAAAAUUGGCAUGUGAUUAGAGACUUUUUCUGAACCGAUUUGGUGCUGCAUAUAUGUAUAUAUAUAUACAUGGCAAAAGAGCGGAGAUCUUA
This is a messenger RNA of Triticum aestivum (bread wheat), 1233 nucleotides long. RefSeq lists its product as uncharacterized. The transcript has a single exon. Lineage: Eukaryota; Viridiplantae; Streptophyta; Magnoliopsida; Poales; Poaceae. The record is from RefSeq and is a predicted model, not a curated record. The coding region runs from base 361 to 1092 and encodes 243 amino acids.